Molecule: messenger RNA, 978 nt
Organism: Trematosphaeria pertusa
Lineage: Eukaryota; Fungi; Ascomycota; Dothideomycetes; Pleosporales; Trematosphaeriaceae
Product: HET-domain-containing protein
Exons: 1
Source: RefSeq, a predicted model, not a curated record
AUGAUUCACCGAUACGUGCCGCUCAACAGCCCCGAACACAUCAGGAUCCUUGUUCUAGAGCCCUCGCUCGGCCACGAUGCGCCUCUCUGCUUCUCUUUCCAACAGGCCGAUCUCGAGGCGCUACAGGGAGAAUAUGACGCUAUAUCGUACACUUGGGGAGAACCAAAGCUCAUCUUCCCGCUCUACAACGACGAUGGCUGGCAGGUUUUCGUGACAGAAAAUCUUGAUCGAGCGCUGAGAAGGUUCCGGCAUAAGCUGGACAAGAGAUGGCUAUGGGCAGAUGCUGUGUGCAUAAAUCAAAGCGACAACAAAGAGAAAGGGACGCAGAUUCCCCUGAUGGCCCGCAUCUUCAGAGGCGCAAGAAGAGUCCUCGCUUGGCUCGGCCCAGGCGGAGGGGAAAACGAGAGAGGUAUGCGCCUGAUGGAUCGCUUGUCACGGCGGCCGAGUCGGAUGAUUCAAUCUCAGCUUCACCUCGCAAAGAACGCUGAAAACACACUCGAAAUGGAGGACGAGUCCAACGCACAUGCUAUUGGCCAAUUCCUAAGCAUGCCAUGGUUCAAUCGCCUCUGGAUAAUUCAAGAAUGCGUCUUUAACAACGACUUGACCCUGAUAUGCGGUGCGUCUGAAAUGUCACUGUCAAGAUUCCUUGCCGCCAUAGAAAGAUGUAAGAGCGACGGUCUCUGGGGAGCACUAUCAAGCAACUCACUGUCUGCCAUUGUGAAGUUAGCGAAGCUAUGGAAACUUCAUUCCAUGGCUGAACACGUUAGCACCGAAACUAGUACGGCGGAAAUCUUGGAGAUGGUCAACAAUUCAUGGCUCUACGACUGCUCUGACGAUCGUGACCGGAUUUACGCGCUGUACAGCAUGGCAACAAACAUCGCACCUUUGGCAUUGGCGGAUACAUUCCACCGACAAGAUGUCGUACUCAUGGAUGUCGACUAUUCAUUGGAUGUUCUUGAAACCUACCGCACCUUUGCU